Molecule: messenger RNA, 1964 nt
Organism: Centruroides sculpturatus (bark scorpion)
Lineage: Eukaryota; Metazoa; Arthropoda; Arachnida; Scorpiones; Buthidae
Product: zinc finger imprinted 3-like
Exons: 5
Coding region: 139-1839 (566 amino acids)
Biological process (GO): regulation of transcription by RNA polymerase II
Cellular component (GO): nucleus
Molecular function (GO): DNA-binding transcription factor activity, RNA polymerase II-specific; RNA polymerase II transcription regulatory region sequence-specific DNA binding
Source: RefSeq, a predicted model, not a curated record
UUUAAAUAUUAAUCCAUUUCAUUAGUAACGUGCUAUUUAUUUACGUCUCUUGUAAAACCUUCAGUAAUUGGUAAACAAGCUUAAGGAACAAAUAUUUUAAGUUAUAAGCAAUUGUAAACAUUGAAACUGUUUUAUAUAAUGUCAUGUUCAACUAUAUAUUGUGAUAUUGUUAAUGUUGGAAACAUUGGUCAACAGCCACUUGUUGAUAUUUUGGCAAAUGUUUCGGCACUGUCCCGUGUGUCAGUUGGAGCUUAUCAGGUAUUUUCGGAAGUAAAAGCAACUCUGACUGCUGAAGUAAUCAAAAUGUUACCAAUGGACAUACGAGACAUUCUGCAGAAGUAUUCUAUAUCAGCAAAACUUGGAAUUGAGUUAGAGAACGGAAGUACUCAUCAUUCCCUUUACGGAAACUUAGAAGACAUUAUUGAAGCUUAUAGCAAAUUACAAUAUUAUCUUUCUGAAAAUACAAAAUAUUUCAACAAUGAAAGCACUACGAUGAAUGAUCUCAAUAUUUUAAUAAAUAAAAAUACAGAUGGUAUUGAUGUAUCAAAACAAACUUCCGAUGUUUUGAACUUCAGACAAGAAAAAGAAAAAUCAAAUACUCAAAAAUCAAUGUACAGAUUUAAGAAAACAAAUUUAAAGCAAUGCUCAAAAAUGAAUGACAAUCAGGCAAGUAGUGUAUAUCAAACUGAGCAAGACUUAAAUGAUAAUUUAAAUUCUAGAGCUUCCAGGACUAUUAAUAAUGAAGAGAACAACACUUCAGAAACAUUAAAUAUGGAAAAUAAAAAGAAGAAUUAUGAGAAAUCCUCACCAUAUAAAUAUUUCUGUGAUUUGUGUUCUUUCAAAACAAAGCGAAGCAGUCAUUUUGCCAAGCAUAGUGCAAUUCAUAAAAAGGUUUCAUCGUUGUAUAAAUGCAACAAAUGUCCCUUUACCACAAUAAGAUUGGGACAUCUAAGAAGACAUCAGACCUUUCAUAGUACUUUCGUUCACAGAUGCAAGCAGUGCAGAUAUCAGACUGAUAAUGCUAAGUUUCUGAUGCGGCAUGUCAGACAAAGACACAAUAGAUAUGAAGAGAGAAAACAAGCAGAGGUGUGGGAAUGUUCACACUGUCCAUAUAAAACAUCUCGACAAUAUUACUUUGAUCGUCAUCAGCAGACGCAUAAGGUAAAGGAUCUUUUGUCACCUUUACAUAGAUGUGAUAAAUGUUGCUACAGCACCAAAAGAAAAGAGCAUUAUAUUCGUCAUAUGAAUAAUGUUCAUGGUAAUCAAAGACCAUAUUUAUGUCAUCUGUGUGGAAAAGCUUUUAAACGAGGAGAUGCACUGCGUCAGCAUCAUAUCACGCAUUCCGACAAUGAAAAGCAGGUAGAUACUAACAUAAAAUGUGACAUUUGUGAGAAAGUAUUUCGUUCCCAUUCUCAUUUAUACGAGCACAGGGCAGUACACUCCACCACUCGUUCUUUUUUGUGUGAAAUAUGUGGUGCAUCUUUUAAAACUCGUUCCGUGCAGAGAAAGCACGUGUUGUCCAUACACAAAAAUCCUCGAGCAUUUUCUUGUCACAUAUGUGACAAAAGAUUUAACACUCAAUAUGCCAUGAAACGUCAUCAGAAGAUUCACAUAGACAGGACUGUCAAAGAAAAGGAAGGUUCGGCAGAUGCAAAUGUAGAUGAUACUACUACAGUUGUAGCUCUAACAAGUGUAGCAAAUGAUGCCUCAUCUACAUUGACAGCCACCACGGAAUAUAUUGCUGCAGGAUUCGAUCCAACAGCAACGAGCACUUUGGGACACGUACCAGAAACAGCCACUGCACUGUUAUAUCUGACCAGUGAUACAGGUCAGUACUAAUUGUUAAAUAAUGAAAAGAAACAUCUAUUUUGAUUCUAUUGGAAGUUGAUUAUAUAUUAAAUUAGAUUUGUAUGAAUUGAUAAUUCUUGUGGAUUGGGAUAGUAAAAUUAUUAUUAGAAACAGUA